AUGAAUCCUUGGAUUGCAGAUUGUGAUGGAAAGAGCCCAUUUGAAGUCCUUGUAGAAAACGAGUCUUUUGGAAGUGCACUCACUCUUCUUAAGGCAGUUUUCGAAAACGACAAAAAUCGGGACAUGGCUGAAUCUGCGAGGCGUUACAGAGAUCAGCGUGGAAACUCUCUUCUUCAUAUGUUAUGUAUUGUUAACAAUGAAAGAGUCCUAGAAAUCUGUGACUAUUUGCUUGACAAUGGAUGUAACGUUAAUGCGCAAAAUGAGUGCAGACAAACACCUCUGCACUUGCUAUGUAGCAACAUAAGUGAGGCGGGACCCUCGAUUUCCAAAGAAGCAAUCAAUUUCAUUCAACUUCUUCGAAAAUACAAUGCUGAUGAGACCCUCUAUGAUGUUCGUGGGAAUACUUGCAAGGAUUUGCUAUCUAAAUUUCAAACCUUUCGCAAAAAGAUUAAAUGGAUUUCUGAAUCUAUCCAACAUAAGGAUGCACUGUCGGAGGCGGUGCGUGGUGAGAAUUCUCAAAAAGUUGAAAAUUAUCAUUAUUACAAUAAACCAAUUGGAAAAGGUACAUUUUCUUGCGUGUUUCCUGCUGUCGAUGGAAGGGAUGGCCGAGAGGUAGCACUGAAACGUCUAGAAAAGGCAAGACUAGAGAAGAGGGGAGAUAUGCUACAGAGAGAAGUAAGGUGCCUCUUAAAAUUGACAAGUUGUUCUUAUGUUGUUAAUUACAUCGCUUGCACAAGAGAUUCCAACUUUGAAUACAUAGUUGUAGAACCGAUGGAGGGUUCUUUAGACAAAUAUCUCAGUUACAAUGAAGAAUGCAGUCAGGCCUCCACAAUCUGCUCACAGAUUGCUGGUGGCUUGGAAUUUUUACACCAAAGCGAUGUUCUCCACAGGGAUCUUAAACUUCAAAACAUUUUGUAUCGGAGAAAGCCACAUUUUAUUGUAAAAAUUAGUGAUUUUGGACUCAGUAAAUUCCUGCAGCAAAAGAGUGGCAGCGAAUCUGUAAUGCAUUCAAAGGCGGGAACGCGUCGUUGGAUGGCCCCUGAGCUUUUGGUAGAGAACACUAAAGAGCACAGUAAAGCCACCGACAUUUACAGCUGUGGUCUUCUUUAUUACUAUGUCGGUACGGGAAAGAAGCAUCCUUUUUACAGCUCUGAUGAGUUGCUAAUGUCAAAUUUUCAAGAAAUAGAGAAAAGCAUUCAAAGGAACAAAAUAUGUUGGUGCUCCUCUCUUUCUUCAGAGGCCGUCUACCUCAUAACGGAAAUGCUUUCAGAAGAUCCAGAAAGACGACCAGCAGCUUCCUCCUUACUGAAAUUUCCUUUCUUCUGGUCUGAUCGUACGAAAGUGGACUUUCUGAAAUUAGUAGGAAAUCAGAAAGAAUUUGAAAAGCCAAGAAUUCUG
Messenger RNA from Stylophora pistillata, 1398 nucleotides. Its product is annotated as serine/threonine-protein kinase/endoribonuclease IRE1-like. The record is from RefSeq and is a predicted model, not a curated record. Lineage: Eukaryota; Metazoa; Cnidaria; Anthozoa; Scleractinia; Pocilloporidae.